Molecule: messenger RNA, 1128 nt
Organism: Linum trigynum
Lineage: Eukaryota; Viridiplantae; Streptophyta; Magnoliopsida; Malpighiales; Linaceae
Source: the annotation of a GenBank genome assembly
AUGGCUGCGGUCGAAUUGUCAGCGUUAUGUAUCAAUGACGUUCUCUCACACCACUUACUUGCAGAGGUUCUGGUUCGCAUCCCUUUGAGAGAUGUAUUUCGCUGUAUUUCUGUUUGCAAGCUCUGGUUCUCUUCCAUCCGGGAUGAUCCACAUUUCAAAAGACGCUUCAUUCGCCAGAGGGUUACGGAGCAGGCCACUUCCAGUGCGGAGGAUCACCAGCUGGUCUAUGCACAGUGCAGUGUCAAGGAAAUGCUUCUGGUAACUCCCACCUGCAGCAUCAUUAAGGGUUCUGAAUUAUCCUUGGAUUUCCUCCCGUCCAUUGCUGAACAGGAUUACUACGAUCGUAGCCUAGACCUGCAAGGCGAAGAUAGCUCGAUCACUUUGAAUGAUGGAUUUGGUUUUAAGGUUGUACGUUGGAGUUACUCUGACAGUGGCAAGGAUGCGGAAGUAGAUUUCUUUUGGAUGGAUGUGGAAAUAUUCUCAUCAGACAUAGGACAUUGGACUACAUCUAGGGCCCGAUGUAUGGAAUGUGUUUCCUUAACGGGUCUCCCAGACCCAGUAAUGGGGAUUUCAUACAAUGGAAGGCUUUAUUGGCUGCUGGGAAGAUAUGAGACUUUGAUCUACGAUCCCAGCAAGAAUGAGUUUUUUCUGGAACCCAUUACUCCUCCUUCGGAUGUAUUGUGCAUGAUUCCUUCGGCGCUUUCGUUUAUGGUGCCUUUUCAAGGGCUUAGCCGGUGUCAAGGCUCGUUUUGGGCAGGACAAGCUUGGCGUGCAGAACUGAGUCUGAGAGUAUACACACUGGCAGAUGGUGAAUGGCAUCUCAAGCAUAAUGUCAAUAUCCUUGAUUGGUUGCCUUGCAGCGCAAAUUCAGUCAAGAACACGAUGAAGAUUCCUCCGAACGCCGCUGUUCAAUUCUGGACUAUGCAUCCACAUGAUCCCAUGAUAGCAUACUUGACUGUGGAAAGGACGUUACUGGAGUGCGACUUUGGGGCUAGGACCCUGAAAGUGGUAGCCGAGAAUUCUGGCAUGAGCAAGGAUGGCAUGGGUCUGAUAUGGUCCAGCGUGUUGACAUUUUCUCUUCCACUUUGGCCGACCCCUCUUCCUGCUCUCUCCCUCCCUGCUGCUUAA